Manihot esculenta (cassava) is the source of this 1188-nucleotide messenger RNA. RefSeq names its product putative pectate lyase 2. The record is from RefSeq and is a predicted model, not a curated record. The coding region runs from base 1 to 1188 and encodes 395 amino acids. Lineage: Eukaryota; Viridiplantae; Streptophyta; Magnoliopsida; Malpighiales; Euphorbiaceae. Gene Ontology annotation, molecular function: pectate lyase activity. The transcript has 4 exons.
AUGGCCUCCCUACCCUCUCUACACUUCCUUUCAUAUAUUGUACUAUGCUUGGCUUUAUUCAGCUUUCAAGCUCAUGCACUGGAUUACAAACCCUUAUCCAUUUAUCUUCCUAGCAAAACUAAGACGGUCUUAAACAUCAUAGAUUCAUGCUGGCGGACCAAAUCCAACUGGGCCUCGAACCGCCGCGCCUUGGCUGAUUGCGCGGUGGGUUUUGGCAAUGGUGCGGUAGGAGGAAAAUAUGGGUCUAUAUACGUAGUUACCAGUUCAUACGAUGAUCCUGUAAACCCCAAACCAGGAACACUUCGAUAUGGGGUUAUCCAAACACAGCCUCUAUGGAUCAUUUUUAGCAAGGACAUGGUUAUCACCCUUAAAAAUGAGCUAAUAAUGAAUAGUUUUAAGACUAUAGAUGGGAGAGGGAGCAAAGUAGAGAUUGCAUAUGGAGCUUGCAUAACAAUUCAAGGUGUUAGUCAUGUGAUUAUACAUGGGAUAAGUAUUCAUGACUGCAAGCCAGGGGGAUCAGGCAUGGUUAGGAGCAGUCCUACACAUGUAGGGGAACGAAGAGGUUCUGAUGGGGAUGGAAUUGCUAUAUUUGCUGCUUCAAAUGUUUGGAUUGACCAUUGCUACGUUGCUCACUGCACAGAUGGGCUAAUUGAUGUGAUCCAUGCUUCAACUGGAGUCACCAUCUCAAAUAAUUACUUUGCCCAACAUGACAAGGUGAUGUUGCUUGGACACAAUGAUGGGUAUUCUGCGGACAAAGUUAUGAAAGUAACAAUAGCCUUCAACCAUUUUGGCACAGGACUAAUUGAGAGGAUGCCAAGGGUGAGAUUUGGGUAUGCCCACGUUGCCAAUAAUAGAUAUGACGAAUGGAGAAUGUAUGCAAUUGGUGGUAGCGCUAAUCCUACCAUCUUUAGUGAAGGGAACUACUUUAUAGCUCCUGAUGAUCCUUCUUCCAAGCAGGUUACUAAGAGAGAGGGCAAAAGUGGUUGGAAGAAUUGGAAAUGGAGAUCCUCCAAGGAUGUAUUCAUGAAUGGUGCUUACUUUGUGCAAUCUGGAUAUGGAAGUAUUGCUCCACCUUAUUUUCGAACUCAGAGAUUUCCAGUUGCUCCUGGAUCCAUGGUUCCUGCUUUAACAUCCGAUGCUGGUCCUUUACGUUGUUUCGUUGGUAAAGCAUGCGGCUAUAAAUAUUGA